Molecule: messenger RNA, 1744 nt
Organism: Rubroshorea leprosula
Lineage: Eukaryota; Viridiplantae; Streptophyta; Magnoliopsida; Malvales; Dipterocarpaceae
Source: the annotation of a GenBank genome assembly
GUUAGAUUUCCACCACACAACACUGACUUAUACAGAGUGAGUCACAAGUCUUGGGACAAAGAAUGGAACCAUAGUUCAUGUCAGAGGAAUUCUCAUGGAUCUCUUGAUGACAUGUGUCUUUGUUGGGUACAUGGUUGCGUGCAUUACAGCAAUCCAAGCCAGCCAGCUAUCUCAGGAAUCUGACAGGGUGAUUAAUCUGCCAGGCCAACCUCCAAGCCCAUCUAGUAUCUCUCACUUCUCAGGGUAUAUCACUGUCAAUCAAGAGAAUGGAAGGGCUCUUUUCUACUGGUUUUUUGAAGCUCAGUCUCAACCAUCAAAGAAGCCCCUCCUCCUCUGGCUUAAUGGAGGACCUGGUUGUUCAUCAAUAGGGUACGGUGCAGCUGUGGAGCUAGGUCCUCUUAGAGUAGGAAAAAAUGGAGUUAGCCUUCACUUCAAUAAAUAUGCUUGGAAUAAAGAAGCCAAUCUUCUAUUUGUAGAAUCCCCGGUUGGAGUCGGGUUUUCUUACACCAAUACAUCUUCUGAUCUUAAUAAGUUGAAUGAUGGAUUUGUAGCUGAGGAUGCCUACAAUUUCCUGUUGAACUGGUUUCAGAGAUAUCCACAGUUCAAAACCCUAGAUUUCUUCAUGUCAGGAGAGAGUUAUGCAGGUCACUACGUGCCACAACUAGCAGAACUUAUCUAUGAUCGAAACAAGGAUAGAACUAAAUAUCCAUUAAUUAAUCUCAAAGGUUUUAUAGUAGGGAAUCCAGUAAUUGAUGAUUACUAUGAUUACAAUGGUUUGCUAGAAUAUGCUUGGACCCAUUCUGUGAUACCAGACCAUCUCUACCUCAAAGCCAAAGAAGUGUGUGAUUUCAGAUUAGCUAACUGGUCUGACAAGUGCAACAAUGCCAUGGACAAAGUGUUUGAUGAAUAUAAUGAGAUUGACAUUUAUAACAUCUAUGCUCCUAAAUGCCUUAUUAACAGUUCAUCUUCAUUUGCUGAUAUCAAUGGCCAAAGUGUUGAAGCAUUAGGCAAGCUAAAUUAUUAUGGAUUAAGAAGGAUGAGAAUCCUGGGUGGUUAUGAUCCCUGUUUCUCUGUACACACAGAACAGUAUUUCAACAGGGAAGAUGUUCGAACAUCUCUUCAUGCAACUGUCAAAGAAGUAAAAUGGAAGACUUGCAAUGAUUCCAUCUUCAGGACAUAUAUUUAUAAUGUUUCUUCUAUCCUUCCUAUCUACAAUAAGCUCAUCAAAGGUGGCCUCAAGAUAUGGAUUUAUAGUGGGGAUAUAGACGGCGGAGUACCCUUUAUUGCUUCACGAAAUAGCAUUCAAACUCUUCGACUUCCUGUCAUUUCUCCUUGGCUUUCCUGGUACCAUCACCACCAGGUUGGAGGAAGGAUAGUAGAAUACGAAGGACUGACAUACGUGACUGUAAGAGGGGCUGGUCACUUGGUGCCACUAAACAAACCAAGUGAGGCACUUGCCCUGAUCACCUCCUUCUUGACUGGGAAACCCCUGCCUACACACAGGUACUCAAAUCCCUAACUUGCAGAAAUGGAACCAGUCUACUGCCCCAAAACUUGAGAUAUUCAAGUUUUCAUGUUGUCUUCAUCCUCUUAUCAAGUAGAUAUAAUAAGCCAUGCCCCUUCGGAGUAUUUAUACUCCAUAUUGGUUGGCACUUGGCAUUUCAAACAUCAAAAUCCUGAGAUCAAAGUGACAAUUUGGAUCAUUUAAUUUGUGUGAUUUGAAUUUAGCAUUAUCUUUACCAUG